CCGUAUACUUUUUUGUUGCUAGCACUUUUUUGAAUUACUACAAAAAAUAUAAUUAUCACAGAAAAAGGAAGAAAAAAAUGUUUGGAUUUAUUACAGGAAAACAAAUAAAUGGCAAAUACAACAAAUCAAUAUUAUUUUUUAAAUCAAUAGUUUUGAAACUUAAACCUCAAGUCGCUAAAUUAAAAGUUAAAACAACUUAAUUUUGUUGCUAGCACUUUCAUUGUUUUUUUUGUUUAAAUUUUAAAAAAUAUUUUCAGAUGGAAACAGAUAGCAAACACUCACAGGCCGAGCAUGCCAAGUUCUUGAUCUGGAAUAUUAAUGAAAAUCUGAGGAACCCAACCACUGAAAAGGAUACUAUUGUACAAUGUGAGGACGGUUCUCUUCCUUUACCUUCUCUUCUCUUAGGAGGACUCUCCCCCCUUCUUCAUAGUGCUCUACAGAACCAACCUGUCCAAGAGGAUCAAGUUGUUAUUCUUCCAGAUAUACAGUUAGGUGAAAUCUUACUGUUUCUAAAGUAUCUGUUGUCUGUAAACAUUAAGAACUUUUUCUCUGCGGAGGAUGUUUCUACAAUUAGUAAGGUUGGUAAAUAUCUUGAAGUUGAUUCAUCAGCAACACCAACAUUAGAAAUUCAUAAGGAAAUUAUUAAAUCUAAAAAAGUAAUUAAAGAAACCGCUGAACGAGCUGCUUCAGACAAGGAAUGGAAGGAGGAGGAAAAGAAAAAAUUGGCAAUAGAACGAGAUUGUCCUUUUUGUGAUAGUAGGAUAAACGUGACUAUAAUGGCUAAGCACAUGAAGCAGAAGCAUCCUGAGCUGGAGUAUGCUUGUAUGGAUUGUCAGGAGAACCUGCAUACCAGAUCUGAUCUUGAAGUUCAUGUUCAACUGCAUCCGGAGUCUCCCUGGUUUAGAACUUGUAGAUUAUGCGAGUUCGUCUGUCUAUCUAAUUAUCAGUUAUCAAGUCACAGAAGGAGCCACACCGCAGCAGAGUUUGGAAGCAAAAAAUGUCAAUUCUGUGAUAAAACGUUCAUUAAGGAGUCGGCCUUGCAGCUUCACGAAGCUCAUCAUGAAGCAGGAAAAUUUAACAAAACUUUUUCCUGUGUUCAGUGCUCUAAAUCCUUCAGCAAACAAUCCAACCUGGCCAGACAUAUCAGAUCUCACUUUGGUAUUAAAUCAUUCUUUUGUGAUCAGUGCAAUGCAGAAUUUGUAGAUUCUACGCGUUUAAAGGAGCACUCGUGGAUACAUCUGGACUAUGCUAAGUUCAAGUGUCCGAUCCCAGAAUGUGAUCAAACUUUCAGGCACCGUAGUAAUCUGAAGAACCACAUGUCCAGCCAUCAUAAUGAACCAAAGAAGUAUCCCUGUAAUCUGUGCAAUAAAAGUUUUGCGUUUGAAUACAAGCUGAGGAACCACAGCAGGUGGCAUAAGUUGGAGGAGGAGUCCAAGAAGAAGGAGAAGAUUGAGGAGACCGUUACGGAGUUCAAGGAUUCGAGUGUAUAUGUUUGUGGUUCAUGUUCGCGUGAGUUUAUAUCUAUUGAUGAUUUUGGGAUUCAUUGUAAGGAAUAUCACAACCAGUCUAUAUCUGAUCUGAAGACAAGAAAGCGACGACAUGGCGCCUCUGAAGUAGAAAACCAGGAACCUAACUCAGCUCUCCCAAAUAUAAACUUUUCUACCUCGUCAGGUCAACUUAGUUUAUCAGUUCUAGAGAAUCCCCAGGGUAUUAUGCCUUGUAUCGAGGUGGGGCCUGACAUGCCCUGCCUAAGCCUAACCUCUGGUAAUAUGCCUAACCUUGAGCUUGGUCCAGACCAGUCUAAAAGCAUGGAGCUGGAUCACCAUAUCGACCUGGAUCCAGAAACUAAGAAACAUUUACAAACAUUGGAUAAUAUAAGGUCACUCAUUCACAUUAAUUCAUUUGUUUUGAUCAUUAAAAUAAUUCACAUAUUAAAUACACAUAUUUAUUUCCAUUAAAUGCAGGGUUGUUCU
Molecule: messenger RNA, 1973 nt
Organism: Eurytemora carolleeae
Lineage: Eukaryota; Metazoa; Arthropoda; Copepoda; Calanoida; Temoridae
Product: gastrula zinc finger protein xFG20-1
Exons: 19
Coding region: 258-1958 (566 amino acids)
Biological process (GO): regulation of transcription by RNA polymerase II
Molecular function (GO): RNA polymerase II cis-regulatory region sequence-specific DNA binding; DNA-binding transcription factor activity
Source: RefSeq, a predicted model, not a curated record